Effrenium voratum is the source of this 1329-nucleotide messenger RNA. Lineage: Eukaryota; Dinophyceae; Suessiales; Symbiodiniaceae. The record is from the annotation of a GenBank genome assembly.
UGGCUCCAGGCACCGUUCAACCAUCAGCCAUGCGCUCGUCUUGAUGAGCUGGGCUGGCGUUGCUGCGCAAUGCCGGAAGCAGCGCAGGGGCAGGCCAUGAACAGAGAUGCCAUGGCUGCCAGCGGCGGCAGCUUCAAGGGCAGCGGCAAGCUGAAGACGGUGGGCCUGGAUGGAUCCCGGGGCGAGCCGCUGAUGAUGCGCACUGAGUCAAAGACUCAAGGACGUGUAGCAUCGCGCACGCCCGUGCCCCCAUCGAAGGAUGUGACACCGGAGCAGCUGCACCUCUUCUUGUUUCCAAGCAGCUUAGAACACCCAGAGUCCACUGGACGCCUGGAGAUCUUUGCUCGCUUCGGACCAGUGGAUGAGGCUGGGAAGCUUCGCGGUGGCAUUUCCGGGUCCCAUGUUCACACGGACUUGGAGCUUCGGCAAAUGAUCCAUCACGAGACGCGGGAGAUGCUGUUCACGCUCUUCAAGAAGCCGAGAGAAACUGUGGAGGUCAUUGUUGACGGACUUCUGCCUGCGGCCAUGGUGUAUAACUACACUUGGCAAGAGGUAAAGCAGCUGCUCAAGCCUUGCUUCCAAGAGAUGGGCAGCAACGGCGGGAAGCUGAGCUUUGCGCGCAUGCAGAAGAUCAUCCUGCAGAACCAGCGCGAGCGCCUGCAGGCGCUGCUGAAGGACAAGAAUGCCGCCUUGAAGGAGCGAGGACCAAAAGUCCCCUUCCAGUCAAAGCCCCAGCAUGUGCUGCUGGCGCCGAUCUCCAAGAAAGAUCUGAAUGCACAGGAGGAGCAGCAUUGGAGACGUACGAGGCUGCAGAGAUUUGCCACACAAGUGGCAGAAAUGGAGGAUCAAAACCUACAGAACCAAGUGGUUUCCAAUGGAAUCUGUGAUGUCAAGCUUGGGAUCGCACUGCGCCCACCUUAUCCAAUGAGUUCUUCAUAUACAGCGCUGGCUGCUGAGAAAGUUGUCAUUCUUUGCCGAAAUCCUGGUGAUGUGGAUGACAGGUGGGACCGGUACUGUGCCGUUCGGCGAGUGGGCAAGGCCACCUACGUGAAGGCGCGCAAUCAGCAGCACAGUGGCUUUGCAUCCAUGGAUGAUGGUCUUUCCAACAAGCAUCCAGGUGUCUCCUCGCUCACAUCUACCGGGUACCUCAAGGGGCCUGUCCUUUGAGAGCGGAAUGUUUCACCGAGCAUGUACAAAGCUAGGUGCGCAGAGUCCGUGAAGCCGCCCAAUCUGAUAUUGAGGUUUGUUCUAUGGCGGCACACUUGCAGCAGGCUUGCUCCUGCGCAGGUGUCUGACCCUUGUGGCGCCCAAUGCUCUUUGCCAACUGUG